AUGAAAGCACUCCUUUCUCUCGCUGCUAUUCAGCUGCUGGUCAGCUCUGUUUCUGCCCUCCCGCUCCAUGACAGUGACAUUCCCAGACACCUCACUGUCAGUGCUGCCAGACCCUGGGCUGUGGUAAAACGUCAAAAUGUUUCUACAUGGGAUCCUCCGGCAGAUCUUGUGACUCCUCUGAACGAGGUAUGGGAACAUCAAAUGUCGACCUAUCAGGAUGCACUCGGAUUCAAAAACUACGGGUUCGACCAGGUUCUAGCUGGCAAAGGUAAAAUAAACUACUGCGUGCGCUGGGAAUCCGCCCAGCCAGUCACCGAGGCCCAACGUGCCGAAAUCGCCUCUGCUGCCAGCCGCUCAUUCAAUCAGUGGAUUUCUGUUUUGGCAGGAUUCGAGGACUGGCCAUAUAACACGGUGGAGGUCAAUGUGGUUGGAUGGGCUGUUCGUGAUGCGUCCCUCCUUCAGGGUGACACUUCAGGUAUUGAUAUCCACACAACCACUGAUGAAAAUGGAGUUCCACAAUGUGUGCCUUCCUGUGGACGCUUUUUCCAUCAGGAUGGUGAUUAUAGCUCCUGCCCUGGAGGUGCUGAUCGUCACUAUGAUCAAAGCUUGUGGCUCACGGAUGGCUUCCAAGGCGGUGCUGGUGGUGACUGGGGCCAGCGCAUGGGACAGGAGUACUUCAUGGAGAAUCUCAAGACCGAGAAUAUCCAUAUCUACCUCCACGAGAUCGGCCAUACCUUCGCCUUGGAUGAUUUCUAUGAUUGGACUCCUACCGGCCAGCAGAACUUUCUCAUGCUUGCUGGCAGCGCAAUGGAGAUUACCGAGUUUGAUAUUUGGAUGUUGCGUGACUGGUGGCGUCAUCUCAAGGAUCGCUACAAGCUGUGA
Molecule: messenger RNA, 882 nt
Organism: Aspergillus ochraceoroseus IBT 24754
Lineage: Eukaryota; Fungi; Ascomycota; Eurotiomycetes; Eurotiales; Aspergillaceae
Exons: 4
Coding region: 1-882 (293 amino acids)
Source: RefSeq, a predicted model, not a curated record